AUGAGGGACACCGCCGACGAUGACUCCGACGACACCAACACUUGGAAUGGAAACUCAACACAACAAAUUGAUUGCUGUUCAGAGUGUCUGAGCUCUGAUCCCAUGACUAACUCGACUCCUGAGCCCAACACCAGUCCUGAUGGUGACAGUGAGGACACGGAUCACAUGGACCACGACAAUGACGAGGAGCAGCACAUGGAGAUGCAGGCGGACCAAGAGGUGCAGCAAUUGGACCAACAGAUUGAAGAGUUGACUCAAUUGGACACCAAAUUGGAUCAAAUCAGUCACUUCUUGGACAAAAUCGAGGAGAAGAACGAGUCCUUAAGACAACAAAUCAAUAGUUUUCUAAACGAUAUUAAAGAAGAGAAUUGCGUUAAGAAUAACAAUAACCAGAAGAAUAAUUAAUGUAUCCGUUGAGCUGUUCCACACAUUAUCCCAGAAAUGAUUCAUUUAGACAAUUAAGACAAUUAAGACAUUA
Oppiella nova is the source of this 478-nucleotide messenger RNA. NCBI's taxonomy places the organism in Eukaryota, Metazoa, Arthropoda, Arachnida, Sarcoptiformes, Oppiidae. The record is from the annotation of a GenBank genome assembly.